AUUCUAGGUUAGCUGUAGUGACCGGUAGGCAUAUUCGGGCAAAUUAAACAGGUGGAUUUGUUUUUUAAGUCGGACAGUUCGAAGAAAAACUAUAAAACUGAAAAAAAACCGGAAACAACUUUUAUCCGGAUCGGAAAGAGGCGUAAAGGAAGCUGACAAGAUGGACGUUGUCGCCGGCGCGUUUGCUCGCUGAAGGGGGACGCGUAACUGAAGGCGUCCAGUUAGCCAUCUUCCAGGGUUACAGCAGCUCGCUGUCGGCGGGGAGCGCAGGAAAGCCCGAAAGUUAGCGGUAACUGACAAACUGCGCGUACUUUUUAAUCGUCUAAAUCAGUCUCGUUUCUCUGGGGUUCAGAGCGGGGGUCCCUCUGGCGCUUCGUGACACGUUGAGAGUCCGUAUCCUGCUUAGUUAGCCGGUUAGUUAGCGCAUCCGUAGUCCGCUAGUUAAUCACUUGAUUUAGAAUGACAAUCUAGGUUGACAAGCGUAGAGCUCGAUAACAGCAUGUCAGGCUUAAUUACAACUAAACAAAAGUUAAAACUCGGAAUAAGGACCGAAGCGCGAAGUAUUAUUUAAUUUGCUAGUCGGACCAGCCCCCGGAGACAGGCGUACGCAUAGUUUUAGUAGCAAGUUGUUGUAUAUAGGGUAAAUUCGCAUGGAGUCGUUAUUUUAAUGAACAGAUAGAGAAUAAAUUUAAGAAUCAAGAAGUUAAUACAAUGCGAAUUUAGAAUUGUCGGGUAGCAGGAUACGCUAUAUAAUAUAUUUAACUGAUGCAACUUGCAAAGCCACUACAUCUGAAAUAAUCAGCAACUUUUUAGUUACGUUAUGGGCACGCCAUUAAUGCACAGUGGCAGAAUCUGAAAGCUUAUUGCUGCCUGUGUUUUUUUUAGGUCGAAGAACGAAAUAGGUGUUAAAUAUUUAUUUCCUUUUUCGUGGGUACAGUCGGAGACAAGCUCUACCUCUAUUCAUAAAACUGCUAAAAAAAAAACAUAUUAUCGGGACGAACACAAGAAGAUAAGCUUUAAAGUUAAAUGUCCUAGAUUUGAAUGAGAAGAGUGACAGGGGUCAGAUCAUUCCCAGCGUAUCACGACUGACUCAGGACACCAUGGGGGAGUCCCACCAGCCUGACUCCAAUGUGAAGGUCGCCGUCCGAGUCCGGCCCAUGAACCGGAGAGAGAAGGACCUGAAUACGAAAUGUGUGGUGGAGAUGGAGGGAAACCAGACCAUGCUGUACGCAGCCAACAUCAGCAAAGGAGACAAGGGCCAGCCUAAGGUUUUUGCAUACGACCACUGUUUCUGGUCUAUGGAUGAGACAGACACAGAUAAAUUUGCAGGGCAGGAUGUGGUUUUUCAGUGCCUUGGGGAGAGUCUCUUGGACAAUGCCUUUCAGGGCUACAAUGCUUGCAUCUUUGCAUAUGGACAGACUGGUAUGGCAUGAUCGGUGGUGGUGGUAACCUCUGUAGAUCUGGUGAAAAGGCUGUAUAUGAGAACGUUUGCAUGCACACUAAGAAAAUCGAAUUAUUGUGUUAGUCUGACUAAAACCUGACUUUUAAGUACUUAUAAAUAUGUUAGUCCAACUGAAUUGGAACUAAAGGGCGCUUUUCCACCGCACCAUUGUACUUCAAGGUCUUCCAGUGGCGUAAAAACUAGUACAUCACAAUAAGAGCCGGGGUUGUUUUGUAGAGAUGCACCGGUCCGAUUCUAUGAUCUGUAUCGGCACUGAUCCAGACCGAUUUGACGGCUCGGUAUCGGUGCCGAUC
Molecule: messenger RNA, 1755 nt
Organism: Paramormyrops kingsleyae
Lineage: Eukaryota; Metazoa; Chordata; Actinopteri; Osteoglossiformes; Mormyridae
Source: RefSeq, a predicted model, not a curated record